GACGCGCACAGAGAGGGGAGAGCAAACUGCGUCUCUAAAACUCCUGAGGGGUCCAGUGAGAUGAAACUGAGAGGAGAGCCUGGGGAAUACUCAGAAACUCAGUGCUGCAAUCACCAUAAGGAGUCAAGCAGGGAGAUGGAGCCGCAGCAGGGUCUGGGACUUUCAUAGAGAGGAUUUCACUUUAUUUCAUCGCUAUCUGAUGUGGGAAAUACAUCACUCCACGACAACCAUUACAUACAUGCUCCAUGGAGCUUAUCAAGUGCUGACUCCUUGGUGAGGGUCAGAAAAUGAACGCCUCCUCCUGCUGUGAUCCUGCAGUCCUCAUGUAUCAGCAGAGCUCAGGAUUUGACCUCAAUGCCAGCUGUGACUGGCUGCCUCAUCUCUGUAACUGGACAUCAGUGGACAGGGUGCCACGACUGCCUACCUUUUCUACAGCUGCCAAAGUCAGAGUGAUCGUAACAUUCAUCCUGUGUGGCAUCUCCACUUUCUGCAAUCUGGCUGUGCUGUGGGCAGUCAACAGCCACAAGCGCAAAUCCCAUGUCCGAGUGCUGAUAAUCAAUCUGACUGCGGCCGAUCUCUUGGUCACCUUCAUCGUAAUGCCAGUGGAUGCAGUGUGGAACAUCACGGUUCAGUGGCUGGCUGGCGACCUGGCCUGCAGAUUCCUGAUGUUCCUCAAGCUGCAGGCCAUGUACUCCUGUGCCUUUGUGACGGUAGUGAUAAGUCUGGACAGACAGUCGGCUAUCCUCAACCCUCUGGCCAUUAGCAUGGCCCGCAAAAGGAAUAGAAUCAUGCUGAUGGUGGCGUGGUCUAUGAGCGUCUUGUUCUCAAUCCCUCAGAUGUUCAUUUUUCAUAAUGUGACCAUCACGUAUCCAGCAAACUUUACUCAGUGCACCACCAGGGGGAGCUUUGUCACUCACUGGCAGGAAACAGCCUACAACAUGUUCACCUUCUCCUGCCUCUUCCUGCUGCCGCUGGUCAUAAUGAUCAUCUGCUACACCAGAAUCUUCAUCCAGAUCUCCAAACGGAUGACAAAAAAGAACUUGUCCUCAGACGAGCCACAUCUUCGCUGCUCAAAGAAUAACAUCCCCAAAGCUAGAAUGAGAACUCUGAAAAUGAGCAUCGUCAUAGUGAUCAGCUUCAUAGUCUGCUGGACCCCGUACUAUCUGCUGGGUUUGUGGUACUGGUUCUUCCCAGAUGACCUGGAGGGAAAAGUCUCUCACUCCCUCACCCACAUCUUGUUCAUCUUUGGACUUUUCAAUGCCUGCCUGGACCCUGUCAUCUACGGCCUGUUCACUGUACGCUUCCGCAAGGGGCUGAGGAGUUGCUAUCGCAAAGCCAUAGUGAUGUCAGACUUGGAAACUAACGUGGUGAUAGCGAAAUGUACUGCUACUGCUUUGCCCUCUAAAAGAGGGAUAACCACUGGUGAAAAAGACAGCGGCUGUGAACAGGCUGAGGCAGAAUCCUCGAGGGCAGGUCUCUGACUGUGUUCAGUGGAGGAGGAGGACAACCUAAAGUUGCCAUUAAAUUGUUUGGGCAUUAGUCUAGUGAACGCUGUAUAUAAAUUGUUUCUCCCCAUUUUAAAUAAUAGACUUGUACAGUUUUUAGAGCAAUACAGUGUACGAAAGGUGGGGCAAAAUGGUUUUAGAAAAGGAAAGAGCCUGUAUAGGUCACAUUUAUACAAUAUCAACAGUGGAUAGAAACAGAUUAAAAUAUAAUAAGCAUGUUUUAUUGAUUUUCAAAAGGCAUUUGACCAUAAAUUCCUGGAAUUAUAAGCUUUACCAAACAGGGGUUAAUGUAAAAUUCUACCAAGCUGUUAACGGCUCAUACAGCAACCCUAUUGGUUGUGUAAAAGUGAAUGAAUGUAUUACAGAAUGGAUUUCCCUCUGGUGUUUAACAAGGCAAUGAUCUAUUGCUAACAUUAUUUACUGUCUUUACUAAGGAUCUGGCAAGAGAGGUAAAACAGCUGGGGAAAGGGGUAUAAUGUGCAUUCUUCUUUAUGCUGAUGAUAUUAUUUUGCUCUCAGAAAAUGAGGGAGCUCUACAAACAAUGCUGACAUGUUGCUGAAUGGUGCAAAGAGUUGAGACUUUGAAUCAAUUUUAAAAACAAAAACAGAAGUUAUGCAUUUUUUGAGCAUAGAGUAGUUUUAUGUUUUGUGUUCAUGAGAAACAAUUUGAGUUAAUUUUCCAAGAUGAAAACAUGUCCUUUUUUACAUGACCCAUGCUUUACAGCAGACUAUGCAAUAGGGCACUGGGAGGUGUCACAGGGAGAACAAAAAUGCUGAGAUGUAACUUAUUCUACAUAUUCCAAACUGUAAUAAGGGGUUACAGAAGUUUUAAAAAUAAAUGAACGUGUCCAGAAAUGGGCAAUUUGAUUGUUUUUUUGUUUUUUUAAUUUAAGACAUGGGGUGGGACGCCUGUGAAGUAAGAAGGAAGGCCAACAUGAUGAGUGGGUGGUCCAGGCUGCUGGUUUAGCAGUGAAAUGAAAUUAUUUAAAAAGCAAACGUGGAGGCAGAAGAGGUUAAAUACUGAGUCCAGGCUAAAUGCACACAAUCAUAGGUAGAGGAAAUGUGGUAGAAGUUAAUACUGAGAACUUCCUGUUUAUUUAAGGAAGAUUUUAAAUGUGAAAAAUAUGUCAAGUGCAAUUUGCCUAAAAGUCAGAGAUUACUCCUCAAUUACCGCACUAUAUUCACAAAGAAUAUAGUGAGAGGUGGAAAUUUAUUUCAUUCUAUACUGUCCAUCAUGAUUAACGACAAAUAUUGUUUAAAAAAGUUUAUUCCUGAUUUACAUUUGAUAGCCAUAGAUAAUAUGGCUUUAAUUUAAUAUCUCUUUGAUAAUGUUUUUGCAUUCUCUGACUAUCUUUUAAGGGCUUGGGAUAGGAGGACAAAAGUAAUAAUGAUGGAUCACUCUGACUCUGUUUUGUAUGGACUGCAGUCUGUUGGUCUCUGAACUGGAUCAAGUAGUGUUUGAUGCUGUUUGGCACUGAUUCAUGUCGAUGCAGAUCUUGUCUUGUUUGGAUCUAUGUAUUGUGACUCAUACUC
Molecule: messenger RNA, 3037 nt
Organism: Epinephelus fuscoguttatus (brown-marbled grouper)
Lineage: Eukaryota; Metazoa; Chordata; Actinopteri; Perciformes; Serranidae
Product: gonadotropin-releasing hormone II receptor-like
Exons: 4
Coding region: 288-1481 (397 amino acids)
Biological process (GO): G protein-coupled receptor signaling pathway
Cellular component (GO): membrane
Molecular function (GO): peptide binding; gonadotropin-releasing hormone receptor activity
Source: RefSeq, a predicted model, not a curated record